Messenger RNA from Coturnix japonica (Japanese quail), 4053 nucleotides. RefSeq names its product serine protease inhibitor Kazal-type 5-like. Gene Ontology annotation, molecular function: protein binding. The record is from RefSeq and is a predicted model, not a curated record. Lineage: Eukaryota; Metazoa; Chordata; Aves; Galliformes; Phasianidae.
GAGCUGAUCUACCUGGGAUGGCAUCAUUUAUGAGCUCUUUUCUUCCAGAAUUGAAGCUGAGAAAUGAUCAAAAGUGUCUUUGCAGCACCUCUUGCUCCCAGCUGCUUUCCAUGGUGGCUCAGCACUCUUUAGCUUUAAAUCAAGGUUUCCAAGAUGCUGUAGCAAAUUUAGUGUUAAAGCAUCAGGAUCUUCUCUCCUACAGCGCGUCUGAUCCUGCAAUGCAAGAUCCCUUGGAAAUGAAUGGGCUGACUGGAUUUCAGUGCAGGACCUGAGACUGUAUUGUGUAAAUCCAUCAAUAGAAGUAAUCAAGUACAUUACACAAGGUUCGUUUAAUGCACUCUUACUGUCAUGUCUCUUUAUUCUGCUUGGGCUUCUUGCAAUUCAAGUGCACCAGAGUAAAUUUCUUAAACUCUAUGGCUUUGUACAAUUCUCCCUAUUCCCUUACAUCAUGUUUUGUUCUACUGAUUUGUUUCCAGGAGGUUGUAAUUGGGAAGAAAAUUAUCUCUUUUUUUUUUUUUUUUGGAGAUUUUAUGCUGUUUUUGGAACUUCUGAUGGUGGUGUGGGUUUGAAUCAUAGACAGGGUGCAAGGGAUGGGAGAAUGGAAUGAGAUGCAGCAAUCAUGGGGCUGUUCCGGGGUCAGGACCUGGAUCUCUUCCACCUUCCUUGACUACUUCCAUCUUCCUUGUGCUGCCAGGGCCAGGAUUUGCUCUUGCUUAGCCAGUCCAACUGGGUUCAGUAUCCACGGUACUUCCUUCUGGAACAGGGUGGUCAGCCAGUUGUCUUAAAUCAACACGCUGUUUUUCUUCUUAAGCAGAAUAGAGCUUUUUGUGGAAAAGAUGAUUGUGAAAACAAAACCUGUCUAAAGAUACACCUUCUCUACCACUCUGUGGCUGAUUAAUGGGAAGACACCUCAGUAACCAAGAAUGCCUUUUGUUUUUUGUUCUCCAAAUAGGAUUCUAUGCAAUUUUCAACUGCCAUAUCACUUCUCAACUGCCAUAUAAUUACUGGCUUUUUCCAUUGUAGUUCUUUAUUUACCAAGACAUACCAUAUCAGGAUAGUUCUCUUUUCUUCCUUUUGUCCUUUCCCUAAUUCUAUGCCUGAAUAUGCUUACAGAAACCAUGUCAUGAUUCAAGUCAACACACAGCUCUUUAGAUCUUCCAUUAACCAUCUGUGUGACCUCAGGCAGUUUUUUAUUUCAAAUUCACUGCUGUGAAUCUGCGUGUGAUCUAAUUUUUUGAGUUGAAAAGAAAUGUUAGGGAUGACCACACACCAAAUUAGGACUUUCUAUUCACUCGGCAUUGGCUUCAGUUUUAAACACCAGCAAAUAUUCUGAUUUGGGAAGUGUGGCAGCAAUUUAUUAUGAGGAUUUAUACUUGAGCUGAGCUGUGUUGGUGCCUCUGGCCAAAUGCAUAUGCAAUGCAAAAGUAGUUUGUUUUUUUUUUUUCUUCUUCAGAUGGUGCUGACCUGCCCCUCCUGUGGCUCUGGUUUGCUGGGCUGCCAUUUAUCCACAUCCUUCAAACCUUGUAAAUGGCUUUUCUCUCACACUUCUUCCUUUUUUUCCUAGAUAAUAGUGUGCCUGGCUACUUCCCAUGUAGUCACAUUCUGAAACAUUGACGUCAUCUUUAUUUUCUUCUCUUGCAUCUACUAAGAAACUCUGUCCAAUGGAACAGCAACCUUCAUAUUUCAUCACUUCUUUGGGAGAGGCCUAAGCAGGGCUGCUUGGUUUCCCAAGUGUCUGGUGGGUUGAGAAAAGGUUUUUCAGCAGUAAAACUGCUCUUUAUUCCAAAGAAAACUGGAAGAGACGGGAGGGAUGAGGAUUCUGCAAUAAGGUUUUCUACGUGACCUGUAAGAGCAAAUUGUAAAUCUUUCAACAGAGCCUCAAGCCUAAUGUUUUUCAAGCUCGUCUGAAUGCUUACUAUUUAGGUUCAUAUAGGACUGCUUUAAUAUAAACAGUCCACCUUCCAGAGGUUCUGACUGACCCAGUCUUUCCAUUGUCUGCUGGGGACAAAACAACUUAAAAUCCUUUCAGCUUUUUUUGAUAUAUGAAGUGGUAUUAAUGGUAUGCUAGAGUGAUACUCUGUCUUACGAACCAUUCUAAAUAUGGCAAGGAUUCCCCUGUCUAUGUGUAAGGGAAAAUGAAACGAUCCGUUUGUAAUUUUCUUACCUUGACAAAAUGCAGGGAGUGACUCAAAUAUGUCCCAUCCUUAUGGAAAUUAAUUGUGUUAAUGGGAUGAUUAGAAUUUAAAGCUACUGUCAUCAGACUGGUUUUUGUGGCUAAUGAUGGUCCUUGGGAAGAUUAUGUCAUAAUGAAGGCGGAGAACCUGGUCAUCUAUAUAUAUGUGAUCUGACCUGAGCCUUUUCUUUGGGUUUCAUUGAGCAAUGCGCUAAUAGAGGCAACGUAGGCAAACAGCUGCCACCCUCACCAUGAAAAUAGAAGGUGCUUCGGUGGUCCUUGCUCUGGCUUUUUUCUGCUUCUUCUCAGAUGUUGCCAGCCAAGCUUCAAUUAAGGACCUCGAUGGCCUCCGAGAGAGCCCUCCGCUGACCGUCCUCCUCCGUGCAUUUCAAAACGAGUGCAUGAAAAUCUGGUCCCUCCUUCGCAGUGGGAAGUUCUCCUGUCACACCAACAGGCAGCCCAUCAGAGGACCCGAUGGCAGGAGGGACCUCAACAAAUGCCUGAUGUGCCAGCGGCUGCUGGAAAGAUACUCAAGAAACAAAGGGAGUGGUGAAGAAGCAAACAGGAACGUGAAUUCUGGAGAGGACGAGUGCCGGGAGUUCCGGGAUCUGUUCAAGAAUGGGAAGCUUUCCUGCACCAGAGAGAAUGAUCCCGUCCGGGAUUCCUCGGGGAAGCAGCACAGCAAUAAGUGCAUCAUGUGUGCAGAGAAGUUCAAAAGGGAGAAUGAACAGAAGGCAACGUCAGCCAGAGGGAAACAAAAGGAUGACUGCAGUGAGUACCGUUCCCAGUUUGAGGCUGGUGGGCGGCUGUCCUGCACGAGGGAGAAUGACCCCGUCCGGGAUUCCUCUGGCAAGCAGCACACCAACAAGUGCCUCAUGUGUGCUGAGAAGCUCAAAAAGGAAGCUCAAAGAGGAGGUCAGUCUGGUGGAACUACCCAGCGCAACAAACAGUCUACUGCAGAGUGUGCAAACCAGAAGAGCUGCAGUGGUUCAGGGUUACAGCAGGGUGAUGGACAGCCAUUCUCCACAAACAGAGGCCCACAAGGAAACCCAGCUCAGGACUGCAGCCCGGCACCUGGCCGCCAGGGACAGAGCGGAGGCACCAACACCUACCAGCCGCUGGACUGUGAUCGAAUUCUGCACGGGGUAAAGGGUGGAAGGAUUUUCUGCAGUGAAUCCUCACAACCCGUCUGUGGCACUGAUGGGAAAACAUACAAAAAUGAAUGUGACUUGUGUUCAGCUGCCAUGAGAGCAUCAGUCUACAUCACAGUAAACUAUCGAGGUGAAUGCCGAAAGACUGUCCCUGAAAUGAAAUAAUGGAGUUCAGACUGCCAGCAAAUACCAGGGAUCAGCUGUGACCAAAGGACAAGUAAAGGAAGAUCUGAUGUCAGGCACCAGGGAAGCUGCUGAGUUCCCAGUGCUGUUGGAUCCACCUUCAUCUCCUUCUGCAGCCAACGGGUCUGUCCUUGCUCAGGUGGAGGGUGAAGGGCUGUGGGGACCCAGUGGUGGCUUCCCACGUUGGCCCCACGCAUGUUGUUGUAGUCGCUGCUCGGCUCGGGCUCCGCCACCUCGCUGUGUCUUAGCAUGUUUCUACAAUAAAGAUAACUCCACAGCAUCCUGUUGCUUUUCUUCACUGAGCCUCACGGGAGGGAUGUGCGAGUCCCCAGUCCGGCUGCUUGCCACGCAUCCCUUGAGCACUAAGCACCAAACCCAAGCGAAGAUGUCAGGCACAGAGAAGAAGAAUGCGGCCUGGGUUCUGUUAGCAGGGACCAGCAGUUGGGUUCUCUGGCUUGCUGUAGAGCCUUGGGUGUAUCUCUUUGUCUCCCUUCAGCCCUUUUCUCUUGCCUGUAAAAACGGACAUUAAAAGAUGCUUACCUACCU